This is a messenger RNA of Anoplophora glabripennis (Asian longhorned beetle), 6099 nucleotides long. It is a transcript of the gene Sin3A, whose product is annotated as paired amphipathic helix protein Sin3b. Gene Ontology annotation, molecular function: transcription corepressor activity. Lineage: Eukaryota; Metazoa; Arthropoda; Insecta; Coleoptera; Cerambycidae. Gene Ontology annotation, biological process: negative regulation of transcription by RNA polymerase II. The coding region runs from base 187 to 4215 and encodes 1342 amino acids. Gene Ontology annotation, cellular component: chromatin. The transcript has 9 exons. The record is from RefSeq and is a predicted model, not a curated record.
UCGUUCUGGGAGGUUGUAACAGAAUGUGUCAGAAUUUUCUUUUCAUGAAUUCAAGUGUAAAAUUGUUUGUUCUUCGUGAAAAAUCAGUAUCCCUGUUAAAAGACAAAGUUGUGGUUCUACAAAAGUUAAGAAUUGGGAAUUUCCACAUCACGGAGGCUUCAUUGAGCCGCCUCAAUGUAAUUUGAAAUGAAACGUUUGCGUGUGGAUGAGACUGUGAAGGAUCGAAGUGGACCCCCGCUAUCUGGUGCUCUGUACCGUCAGUCUUUAAGCAACACUGCACCAGCAUUGUCCUAUUCCAGUGGGAGCACUGUGAAAGUGGUCGGUGAAGGUAUGCAGUCUGGACUUUAUCCACCACCACCUCCUGUCAGUUACGGUGCCAUGCCAACUGCAGCUGCUCCUCACCUCUCUGUCAGUAGCCAUUCCCAGCUACGCACUAGUGGCAAUUCUUCACCUAGUGCAAACCUUCAAGAGUCAUCGCAACAGCAGCAGUCUCCCAGCAGCAACUUCCAACGAUUGAAGGUUGAGGAUGCCCUCUCUUAUCUGGAUCUGGUCAAGUUUAAGUUUGGCUCAACGCCACAAGUGUACAAUGACUUUUUAGAUAUUAUGAAAGAGUUUAAGAGUCAGAGCAUUGACACGCCAGGUGUCAUUCAAAGAGUCUCCAAUCUGUUCAAGGGAUACCCUGAAUUAAUAGUAGGUUUCAAUACUUUUCUGCCUCCGGGUUAUAAAAUUGAGGUCCAACGUAGCGACCAGGGCUAUGCAUUUCAAGUAUCAGUCAGCAUGCCUAGCCCUACUGGUACUAUGAAUUCAGAUCCUCAACAGCAGAGAUCAGCAAUGAUUUUGAAGGGUUCUGGCACGAUAAAUAUGUCUGGCCAAAAUCAACCACCGCCACCCAGUCAACCAGCAUCCCAACCCCUGUCAUUGACGCAGCACAUACCUCCUGUGGCUCCACAAGCUCCUCCCGCAGCACCAGUAGUUCACCAUCCUUCCACAUAUGGCAGCAGUGCUCCCACAUAUGGUCCUCUAUCUUUAUCUGCUGCCCAGGCUGCUGUUACACAAGCUCUGCAGGGUCACACAGACUCACCGCAGAAUCAACCAGUUGAGUUCAACCAUGCCAUCAACUACGUCAAUAAAAUAAAGAAUCGCUUCCAAGGCCAACCAGAAAAGUACAAGAGGUUUCUCGAGAUCCUCCACACAUACCAAAAGGAGCAGCGCACGCUGAAAGACUCGGCAGGCAUAGGCUCUGGGGUGAAACAUCUGACUGAGCAAGAGGUAUACAGCCAGGUGGCCAAGCUGUUCGAGAACCAGAGCGACCUACUUGCUGAGUUUGGUCAAUUUCUUCCGGAUGCCACUAGCCACAUCAAUCAGGCACCUAUAUCAGAACAUUCGAAUUCUGUUAAGAAGCCACCUAGUAAACCAUAUCAUAGAGACAACAUGCUGGAUAGGCAUAGUCUGCCACACAAGCCCAGCCAUAUUUCGGGGCCCGUGAAGCGCUCCCCGCCGUACUCGAAUUACCAACACAGGGAGGCACCGCCAGUUAAAAAGCACAAAAUAUCCACUUCCUGUCGGGAUGUUAGUCUCAGUGAGGCUGGGAAGUAUGCAGCUUUAAAUGAUUAUGCAUUUUUUGAUAAGGUCCGCAAAGCUGUACGUUCUCAAGAAGUAUACAACAACUUCCUCAGGUGCCUCACCUUAUUUAAUCAGGAAAUUGUGUCAAAAGCUGAACUCAUCCAGAUUGUCACCCCCUUCCUAGGAAAAUUUCCCGAGUUACUAAGAUGGUUCCGCGAGUUUAUGGGCCAGAACGAACCCGAGCCUGUGCCAUUCAAUGUGGCCCGAUCUGAACGUCCCCAGGGUGACCAUGCUCUGGAAAUUGAUCUAGCCACUGCCAAGAGAUUAGGUGCGAGCUACUGCAUUAUCCCCAAGGCUCAGGAAGGGUUGAAGUGCUCCGGUCGCACACCACUCUGCAAAGAAGUGCUCAAUGAUCAGUGGGUGUCCUUCCCCACCUGGUCUGAAGACAGCACAUUUGUCAGUUCUCGCAAGACACAGUACGAGGAGUACAUGUACCGUUGCGAGGAUGAAAGGUUUGAACUGGAUGUGGUAAUCGAAGUGAAUGCUUCCACCAUCCGUGUGCUCGAGGGGGUGUUCAAGAAACUAGGCCGAAUGAACCCCGACGAGGUUGCCAAAUAUAAGCUAGACGACUGCUUGGGUGGAUCAUCGCCCACGUUACACCAACGUGCCAUCAAAAGGAUAUAUGGUGACAAAGCACCCGAUAUCAUCGAAGGGUUGAAGAGAAAUCCGAUGGUGGCAGUACCCGUAGUACUGCGCAGGCUCAAGGCCAAGGAGGAAGAGUGGCGGGAGGCGCAAAAGGGAUUCAACAAGAUCUGGAGGGAACAGAAUGAGAAGUAUUACUUGAAGAGUCUGGACCAUCAAGGUAUCAACUUCAAGCAGACUGACGUGAAGGCAUUGAGGUCGAAGAGCCUGUAUAAUGAGAUCGAGACAAUUUUUGACGAGAGACAUGAACAAAAUGAAGAGGGAGCCGAACCCGUAGUAGGUCCACAUUUAGUUCUACCAUACAGGGACCGCACCAUACUAGAUGAUGCUGCCAAUCUUCUCAUUCAUCACGUUAAGCGGCAAACCGGCAUCCAGAAGGGUGAAAAGAGGCGCAUUAAGCAACUUCUUCGGCAAUUUUUGCCUGACUUGUUCUUUCAUCCAAGGCAGCAACUGAGCGAUGACGAACGAGAAGAAGAUGAUGAUAAGGACGAAUGUGAGGAGAGUUCUAGUAGUUCCCCAAAGUCGGAAAAAGACAGCAAGGGAAAGGGUAGCGUGAGUCCCGGGAAAUCUCCUGCCCGUGCCGAAGGAAACAGCCCUGUGGACAUCAAAAGUGAAAUAAGUUUGAAGGAGGAGGAUGUGAAAGUGCCAUUGCAUGCUCAAACUAAUGAUCCCGAAGAAGCAUACACCCUCUUUAUGGCCAACAACAACUGGUACAUAUUUCUAAGAUUGCAUGCAAUCCUGUGUGAACGUCUCUGCAAGAUAUACGAACGUGCCUGCACCUUAGCCGAAGAUGAAGCUAAAUCACGAACCAACAGGAAGGAGAGCACCGCUAUUGCUCUACGAUUGAAACCAAAGCCCCAGAUCGAGGUGGAGGACUACUACCCUGCUUUUCUUGAUAUGGUGAAGAAUUUGCUCGAUGGUAACAUGGAGGCAACUACUUACGAAGACACACUACGAGAGAUGUUCGGAAUACAUGCCUAUAUUGCCUUCACUUUAGACAAAGUAAUCACCUAUUCGGUGAGGCAGCUGCAACAUUGUGUGACAGAAAGGACGGCAAUCGCCUGUUCGGAGUUAUUUCUUAAGGAGCAGAAGAGAAGUGCCGCUGGCGGACACUGUGCGACCGCUGGCAAAAGGCAGCAUAUGGAACUCGCCUACCAAAGGGCAGGUGAAAAGGUGGUUCAAGACGAAAACUGCUUCAAGAUCUACAUCUACAAGCGAGACUGCAAGAUGACGAUAGAGCUGUUGGAUACUGAACCCGAAGACAGCAAGAAGGUAGAAGAAGCGAAGAAGUGGAGCAGCUACAAGGAAUGCUACACGGAUUGCACCAGUACAGAGAGCAAACCAAGGUCCCCCGUCUACCUCGAUAGAAAUCUACGUCUAUACAACAGGCGAGCAGCAGCUAACUUGAAUAAGAAUAGACGAGUAGUGAGGAACCACCAGCUAAAUGAGAACGAGGAGGAGAAGAACAGGCGGCUACAACCAGAGGUUGACAAGAGCAAUUGCAAGGGGGACAGCGACUUCAACAUCUUGGAUGUCAUCGAAAGGAAAUUGAGCGAGCGUGCUGGUCCUGAGAGGAGCCAAACGGAACACCCGGGUUACAAUGUGAACGAUGAGACCCAGUGCAAAUUUAAUCCGCAGGACUCUAAAAUGAUGUUUACCGUGACGAAAGACAGCUACUUGUAUAACAUAAGUGCCUUCCACAAAGCUAGAAAGUCCCAUCCCCAGGUAACGAAACGGAAAGGAAAUCUCUUUCGGGCAUGGUUGAAACAGUGGGCCAGUGAAAAUGUGAGUGACGUGCAAGUUAAGCAGUGUACAGAUUGGUUAAUGGGUCGGUGUGAAGGUGUUGUUCCGAAUAGGACGCGGGUGCUAACGGACAAUGACCUCUCACGGACUCCCUAUGUCCCUUACAAUAGGUAUCGUGUCGAAAGGCUGAGCGAAGGUUCCACAUGAGUGGGGAUGCGUUGAACUCGAGCAUUAGUGCAUGCAUUGUUACGUAACAAAGUUGUUGAAGACAUUGCAGUUCCUUUAAAAGGUAAUUUGGUGUUAUGUCGGGGGUUCAGUCUUGAAUUUUUUUGUUAAUCGGAUCUCUUGUGUUGUUUAUUUAAAUAUUAUUUGGUAUAAUCGAAGGCCAAUGACAUUUUUAAUUAGAAACAAAAAGUUUUUUAUAUGUUGUGUCGCGCACAAUACUGUUUUUAUGUUCCAAAAAAUAAUUUAUUAACUUAUUUCUUAAUUGUAAAAAACCCUCGAAGUGAUACUUUUUUUUAUUUAAUUUAAGAACCAAACUCUGUGUACUUGUUUUGUACAGAUAUUUUAAUUACUUGUAAGUUACUUUACAAUAUCAAAAGUUUAUGUUGUUCUGUGUUUCAGUUUAAAAAUCCCAGGCAGUGCAAUAAACUAUUUUUAAACUGGAACGAAGAAUUAUUUUUACUCUGUUACUUUGUUUGUUUUUUUUCUCCAUAUGUUCUCGUUUUCUUUUUUAUAUUAUUUUAUAGUACAAAAACUAGGUUAUGUUUUUUGUAUCGCUUUAACUAGCUCGGUUCUCACUUAAAUUAUUCUUCCUGGUUGAUCCGUUUCCUCUAACGAACUAUCAGUAACUUUAAUUUAAUAUAUAUAUAAAUACAUAUAUUGAUGUUGACAUAUACUUUUCAGCACUAUUUAUGGUAAUUUAUUAGUACCAAGAUUCCUUACCGGCCACCCAAAAAUCGAAAAUGUUUUUUUUAUCCUUUUGUUAAAACAACAGUCCAAUUAAAUUGAAGUCGCAUGGAGUUUUUGAAAUACGCUCGCAAUCGGAUACAAUUUAUUUUGCAUUGAUUUGAUAAAUGUAAAAGUGUAUCAGAAUUCACGGAAACCUGAUUAACCAAGUACAUUUUCAAAUUGCCCUUAUUUAUUUAUCGUAUGGCUGAUAUUAUAAAACAUAAGUUAUAAUUUGUAAUACAUUAAAGUAGCAAUUCAUUGGAGAGACUUUUCUCCCUGGAUAAAUUUUUUGAAUUAACAUUUCUAUUAUAAACUGACAGUUUAUUAAGGUGCACCAGUCAUAGUUUGCCAUUGGUAUUUCUUUUUCCCCCCAUUAUUGACGUUUCGGAUUAUAUACUGUGACUAGCGGAAACUGUCGCCUCUCUUCAAAUAGAUUAUAUUUCACGAUUAAACAUAAAUUUCAAAUUUAAUAAGGGAGAAAUUUUGUGAAUUGUAUUUAAUAUACUUGAAAAAAUUUUUGGCUUAAAUGGUUGGUUUUUUUCUUAACUUUCAAUAAUAUUUUCAGCCAAUAUUUCAUUCUCAAAGCUGUCAACUAAAAGCAUUUACAGUAUUUAUUUAUCAAAUUCGGGCUUUUUUAUAUAAACAGUUCUAUGAGAAUAGUUCAUUAAUUUAGUUUAACUGGCUGAAAGGGUGUAAUAGAAGGGUUACUUUUGUGACCUAUUUGUUUGGCAGCUUUUUGCUUGUGAUAAAUUAGUGUUGCAUCCAUUUGGUAAUGGGGCAAAAGUACGUUUUGAGGGUUUAAAUCAUCUGUCCUGUGGAAUUUUUCCAUCGAUGUAUUGUGCUUCCAACAACUGCGUUUGACCGUUUCUGUUCCUGGGACCUCGUACAGUCGUAAAUUAGCUGAUAGGGAAAGUACAAAGUCUAUUUUUAUAUAUAUACCGAUCACAGUUAUGAAUGCUUUGUAAAGAUAUGUCAGCAUUUUUACGCCAUCCAUGUAAAUAGUUAACGAAUAUGAGAAAAUAACCAAAGAUUCGAUAGUUUUUUACAAGUAUAAAACAUUCCAUUUUAUACAAAAAUUUAUGUUAUUAAAUGUAACUUUUAAAAACGUUUGGUUAUUUUCACAUCAAGACCACUUUUAAU